Amborella trichopoda is the source of this 2480-nucleotide messenger RNA. The record is from RefSeq and is a predicted model, not a curated record. Lineage: Eukaryota; Viridiplantae; Streptophyta; Magnoliopsida; Amborellales; Amborellaceae.
GCUGGCAUUUCACGUUUCGUCACAAGCGCGGGCACGAAAACAAAUCGUGCUCCGGUGUGGGAGAGAAGACGCGGCCUUGCUGCUCGAAAGAAAUUAGGGUUAGGUUUUGUUUUCUGCCAUGGCGGGCGCUGGUAUGCACCCUUACCAUCAGCCUUGGACGCCAUCUCCUGCUCCUGUUAUGGCACCAGAAGCUCAUCACAUGAGUGUUAACACCCAAGAUGAGGUCAGAACAAUCUUCAUCUCUGGCCUUCCCGAUGAUGUAAAGGAGAGGGAGCUCCAGAAUUUGUGUAGGUGGUUGCCUGGUUAUGAGGCCUCACAAGUUAAUUACAAAGGAGAACAACCCAUGGGGUUUGUCUUAUUCUCUACUGCCCCAAUGGCAAUGGCUGCCAGAGAUGCUCUUCAGGAACUGGUUUUUGAUGCUGAGGCAAAGUCUGUGCUAAGAACUGAAAUGGCAAAGAAAAACUUGUUUAUCAAAAGAGGUGUUGUUGGUGAUUCCAAUUCUUUUGAUCAAAGCAAGCGCAUGAGGACUGGUGGAGAUUAUAAUCCUGCAGCUUAUCCACAUCCUCCCUCUUACCCCCCUGCUACUCCCCCUGCCUGGGGACCCCAGGGCUAUAUGCCUCCAUCUGCUCCAUAUGAUCCUUAUGUUCCUCCUUAUGUCUCUGCAUCUUCUGCUCCUGCACCUACACCCACACCGGCUGCUUAUGCUCCAGUUCAGAACAUGAAAGAUAAUCCUCCUUGCAAUACUCUUUUCAUUGGUAAUCUCGGUGAAAACAUUGUUGAGGAAGAACUGAGGGGACUCUUUGCUGGACAACCUGGAUAUAAGCAAAUGAAGGUCUUGCGGCAGGAAAGGAAUACCGUUUGUUUUAUUGAAUUCUAUGAUGUGAACAGUGCCAUGGCUGUGCACCGCUCUUUGCAAGGCGCUGUUCUUCCCAGCUCUGGACGUGGAGGCAUGCGCAUACAAUUUUCAAAGAAUCCAUUUGGGAAGAGGAAAGAUGGAGCAAACGGCACCCCAGAUGCAAAUGGAACUCCUGCUUAUCAAUACGAUUGAGCCGAACACUUGAAACUUGCGGGCUUUGUGAAACAGACUGUUUUCUCAGAUGAAGCCCUGGGCAGCGACUGGAGCACCCUCUAAGAGAAUCCAGAGCUUAGUUUUCUGCUUCGUGCCCACUUCAAGGUAAACUUCGAUCAGGUAGGUAUAUAACCCCAAGAUGAUUCGGGAGUGCAUUCUCUUCACAUGAAGUAGUAUAUCCUCUUUUAUAAACAAUCGAAAAAUGUAGAUUUCUCCCUUUCCCGCGUGUUCGCCUGUGCCAUUGGUUUCUUUUCCCUUCCAAGUUUUUCCUCCGGUGAUUUUUUGUACAUUUUCCUAGCAUCUCACUAAUAGUUGAUAAAUUUGUGUAAUUUAUACAAACUUAUUUUGGGAACUAGUUAGGGCUCAGUUCAAGCUGUGUUAGAGUUAUCCAGUUGGCUGGUUUCCACCAAAUGACGAAUCAGUGGGUUGGAAUUUAUUUCAUGGAUUUCUCAUAUGGUCUUUUAUUGAAAUGAAAUUGUAUUGACGUUUUCCAUGGGACAUUAAAAUAUAUCUUGUCGAGAAUAUCCAAACUGAUAUCUUUGAAACUCUUCAAACAUAAUCUCUUUAAUCGAUUUCUCAUAUGGUCUUCUCUUGAAUUUUAUUGAUGUUCUCCAUGGAAUACCAAAAUAUAACUUCUUGGGAAUAUAUGAAGGUCUUUUGUGCCUCAUGUAUGAAUUUUCUAUAUCACCACUAGUGUUUAAAAAUUUGGUGGUUUGACUUGGAACCGCCUGAGUCAAACCGGAAUCGGAAUUGGCAAGUAGCCAGUCUGAUUUUCUCCCCAAGUUGGGACUUGACCUAAUACACCUAAAAAUCAUAUGAAUUCUUUUUAGUACAAACCAGUGUUUUGGAGUGAAUACAAGUUCCUAAAUGUUGUUCAAACAUUUUGAAACUUUUCAAAAUCUUGUUUGCAUUUUUUUUUGCUUCUUGUUUUAACUUAGCCUGGUAAGUCUAGCCAGGUUGCUGAGUUGGCCGGUUCGACUCGUAACCGGAUGGUGACAAUUGCAACCAACCGGUCCAAUUUUUAAAGCGUCGAUCACCAUCAUUAUUUUUCAAAAAGCUGUGAAGCAUUACCCUGGACGACUAGGUUUUCUCUUAAUGUACAAAAAAAGAAGUGAUGAUACUGAUGAUACGAGGGGUUUGAUGCUUUCCCCUCGGAAACCAAGAUUUUUCUUACUGUAUAUGAAACUGAAAGGGCUGCGUUUUGGCCCUCUCCCAAUAAUGAAUUGUAUUAGUUGUUAGUUAAAUUUAUGAAUUAUUUUUGGGUUGGUAUGUAAUGGAUUUGAACCCAAGAUCAUAGUGCCGCUGUACUCAUGCCCUUCAACGCUGUUAAAAUCUCAGCUGGGCAAGUUGAUAUUCGGACCUUGAACUUGAAGUAUUGUGUUGUCUUUAGGUAUUGAUAUUUUUGAAGUAC